Molecule: messenger RNA, 5534 nt
Organism: Mercenaria mercenaria
Lineage: Eukaryota; Metazoa; Mollusca; Bivalvia; Venerida; Veneridae
Product: transmembrane protein 272-like
Exons: 4
Coding region: 144-830 (228 amino acids)
Source: RefSeq, a predicted model, not a curated record
ACAGAACAUCUGUUUCUCACUGACGUAUUUCUAUUAACUUCCUAGUUAGUCAUCAGAGUACGUUGACCGAUAUACUCAUAUAUAUAUUAUUUUAUGAAGUGGCUCACGUGUUUUCAUAAAAGGUGUAUGUUGGGUAUAGAUGAAUGGCUUGCCGUUAUCUGACAGCGUCGUUUGAUGAUGAGAGACAGCUGGUUCGAACAUCAGUUGGCUGGGACUACCAGAUGAGUACGGAAGGUCAACCGGACUAUGGAGCCUUUAUGUACCAGAUCAGGGAAGCCAACAAGGAAUCUGAAAAUAUUAUCGACUUUGGUUGUAAAACAUCAAAUAUCAUUUGUAACACAUUAUUUGUCACAGUCUUUGUUGGACUCUCGAUGGCUGUUCCGGUUGCCAUGGUUUCAGUAGGAGUAAAAUAUUUAGAAGAUUGUCCAAAAGAACCUCGGAUUCCUAUAUAUCUGUUGGUGGGUGGUUGCUUUGGAAUGAUCAAACUGCUGUCUACACUAUGGAGAAACAUACAGACUCGCCGCUAUCAAGAUAUUGAAGUUGUAUUUGAUGACCACGACUCAGACGGGGCGUUUGCCAACACUACAUACCGGACAAUGGAUACCAUACUAUUCUUGUUUCUCAUUGGCUGGCAAAUUGCGGGCACGUAUUGGACGUUACAUAUAUGGACGCCUCAUUUUGAACAAUUGCUUCAUGAGCCGAGUAACUGGUGUGACAAGACUGUGUACAUGUUCACUGUGUACCAGCUCUCUGGUUCAUAUGGCGUUAUGGUUGUGUUUAUACUGGUGCUUUUUAUGCUCAUGUGCUGCCAAAGAUGCUGUUAUAGAUAAAAUAUAACGCCCAAAUGCCUAAUUUCAUAUGGUACUUUUACGGAAAUAAAUAUAUUUUGAUGGUUUAAGGGACCAUUCGUUUGAUGUGAUGCUAUAAAAGUUUGCAUUCAAUAUGAAUCAAAUAUUUAUAGGUUUAGGCUCCCGCUUUCUGUACGUCUGUAUUCCCUCUAGUGAGUUUUAACUCACAUGAAUGCACAAAAUUAUAUUUGAUGGUAGAUAGUACUAUAAAUCUGAAAGCUUUAUAAUUUAAAGCUCUUCCAUGAGAUAACUCGUUUUUGUCAAUAGAUAAAAUUGAGAAAAGCAUUUGGUUGUGGAAAGACUAUGAACACUUUGUUUCUUGUCUAUCUGUAUGGUAUAUUUUUGCAAUCGACGUUUAGAUCGAAUUGCUAAAUUCCAAAUAUUGAAACGUUAUAUAUAUAUUUGGGAACUUUCAGAAACUGAUUUUAGAUUUAUACAACAUAGAAAUAUCAGCUGAAUCUUUCUGAGAAACAUUGUGGUUGCAAUUAAUCAACUAAGUGUCUAAUCAUGAAAACAAAUCUAAAUUUAAGGCCAUACAAUUGCGAAUUUAAUUCUAAUAAAAGCUUUUUGAUUUAGUAUUUUGCAUUCCAAUGAAAUGGGUUCUCACUAUGGGUAUUGCAUGUAGCUUUUUUUUCCAAUUAAAGUUUGAAACCAUAUAUCUCCAGAUUCAUACGAAACAUUAUGAAUUUUGUUUGUAUACUGCUAUGUGUUAGAAAUCAUUUUUUAUAUUUCAAAAAGAUACCAAUUAAUUUUACAAUUUCUCGAAUAGUAAAGUUUUUACAGCGUUAGCCCCGCAGUAAAAGCUAUGCUGUACAUCAUUCUCAUAAAUAUUAACACAAAUAAUAGUUAUUUAUUACACUGAGUUAUAUCAAUGUUUCUAUUUAGAGAAAUUGACAUGUGCAUUGGGAGAUAUUCCUCCUUAACUUUUAAAACCUCUAAAAGAGUGCUUGGCUCUUCGAGACUUGUACCUGAUAUUCAUGCUGUAUAGAGAAUAAACUGAACGUCAAAAUCAGGUAACACUUAAUGCCAUAGUUACACACCUAUUUAUAAGUCGUUUGGAAAAUGUUAUUCGGACAGUACCGCUGAAGACAUUUGUACUCAUCUCUGUUUUGCACUAGAAAGAAAUCAGUUACUUACAGAUAAUAUGUUAAAUAUUGUACGAAAUCUUGGAAUUCAUUUUAAGUGAAAAUGAAAUAAUGAUGAAAAAUCUAGUAACGUGGUAUACAUUGUAACCACAAACAUUUGAGAGUGUUUCUCUUCAAUCAAGAGUGGACGAUGUGACCUAUUAUGUGUCCAAGCAACGUUUAGGAAGAAGGCAAGCUGUAAUCAAUUCUUUUUCACAAGUCUUGGUAGUGAAUUUUGACAUAAUGAUUAUUUCAGUAUACAACGAUUGUACCGAGUGUACAUAUUUUUCAUAAUGGAAGUAAAUAAAAACACAAAUUGGUACACAGUUAGUAAACUUGUGUUCAUCAUUGAUGUUACGGUUGUACAUAAAGAAAUGCUAAUAAAUCUAGUGAAUCUAGUCCAGGAAUCAGAAACCAAUACCUUUGCAAGUUUUGCUACUUAUUUAACGUAUGAUUUAUUGUACAUGUUUGUGUUUCUUUAAAACUCUCAUGUUUCUUAAGAGUAUUUACCUGUAUUUCACUUUUCAAUAACCACAAAAAGGUGCUAUAGUGUCGUCAUAUGCUAUUACAUUUAAUAUUCAUUACGACAUGAUUUCGGACAUCUGAAUUUUCUUCAAAUGCUAGAGAUCUCUUAAAAUCAUGUUUCACAUUUUUGUUUAAGUUUGUAAAGAUAUUUCAAGAAAUCGAUUAUCAUACGGCCUGUUCAUUUCUCUCUGCCUCAUAACUAUAUUUCCAUUUAAUUUAUGACGCACGCUUAUUGUAUAAAGGAGAUACAUUUUCAUACGUAGAGUCACGUAAUAUAUAUUAUUUACGAUAUUGCAGAUUGCGUCCCUAAUGUGUGGAGAGACUCUCAUUGUUUCCAGCAAUGAGAGCUUCUCUGUAAUGUAAUCACAAAUGGGUUUCCUGACAAUUAUUUUAGCAACACUGAAUCUAAUAUGUUUCAUUCUUCAUGUCGUACGAAGUUUUGAUCAUUCCGUAUUUGCCUUUUGUUUCAAAGAAAUGUAACGCAAUUUCUUAAAAUUAAUAUUAAACCAAAUGUGAUCAGUGAGCUAAUGAGAUUAACAUUGCGAUAAGUUGCUUUUUGCCUCGCGCGUUGUUCUCUUAUUAGCAAAUUCUUUUUCAUUUUUAACUCGCCACAUCAAAACGUGCUCAAUUUGGGCGAUUGCGAUAACUCACCGUUUGUCGGUUUAUCCGCCCGUUGUCCGUUAUCAUUUACUUCGAAUAUCAUUUUCUCUGAUCCCAUUGGGUGAAGAUUGAUAAAAGUCCGCAUCAAACGCUUUUAAAACGAUUGCGCUUUGUUCCAUAUAGGGGCCGCCAGAGUAUAUACAAAUUACAUCUCCUUCGUAUUUGUUAGUCAGAGUUGGAAAUUAUUUCAAAGAAAUAGUUCAUUGUGACUCCUGCCAAGAAUGUUCGUAUUGUUUUAAUUCUUCGAAAAACAUAGCAGUCAGAGGAUGUCGUCAUUUCUACCAGUAUGUAUAUAGUGCAUACUUUAAAAAUCCUUUUGCCAGAAACUGCCAGUCUGAUUUCAAAAUAUUUUGGGUACCCAAACUUUUCUGAUUCGUACCAGAGGACAUGUGUACCAUUCCCUAUAUACAUAUAGUGAGAACUUUGCAAAUCUUCGCUAGAACCUUCUGAAAUAGUUUAACACAGAGGUGUCCUGGAACAACCUUUACGAAGUUUGUUCAAAUAUUCUGAUUCGUCGAAAACAUGAUAUCCAUAACUGACAAUAGAUGAAAUAUUCUAAUGACAUGUCCUCUUAAGCUGUUGGUUUGAUUAAAAUCAACAAAAAAGUUCUUUGUGUAAUUUACCAAGACUGUAGAAAUUAAUUUGAUUUGUUAAAGCAUGGUCUGUAUUUGCGUGGUACAUUCUUCCUAUACUUGGGAAAGUAAAAAUAUUUUCGUCAAUAGCAGCUUGUCUGUUUUUGAUAAAAAUUCACAAGAUUGUUUUGAGGUACAUUUCUACAAAACUUGUUCAGAACAUGGUUGGCGGUUUCUCAUAAGAAACAGUUGGCUCGAUUAAGUUUCACACAUAUGUUCUUUUUUGGCGACCCUAUACAAUGUAUUUUUAAUUUGAAAAGAUUUAAGCAUAGCCGCCAUUGGGCAUGGUCUCUUUCCUUAAAUGUAUAGAGUAAUAGUAAAAAUUAAAAAAUCUGGCAACUGCCUGUCUGAUUUUGAAAUAAUUUUACAUAAACGUUUCUAUUCCACGGUUAUCCCAACUAUUCUGAUUUGUCAAAUCGAUUACCACUAGAGCUUAGGAAGUUAAACAACGUGUCUUUUGAAAUAGAAAUAAUGUACUUCAUUGAAUAUCUACCAUUCAAAUGUGUUGUUAUUGAUCUUUUGUGUCCGAAACAUGGCCACAAGAGCUAAAACAGACAAAUCUGCAAACACCAUCUCCUAAAUAAUUUCAAAGAAAUGUUUUGGCUGAUUAACUUAAACUGUUAAAAAGUCAUCUUGAUUUGUGAAAAAAUAAAACGACUGCCAGGGGCCUAGAUUUUCCUAUGUGGCUCUGAGGAAAACAUUUAAAAAUCUUUUCCUUGGAAUCUUCGGGCGAGUAACUGGGCAGAAAUAUUUCUUGUUAUACCUGUCUGCGCUUGUAAAAGACCGAUGAGCGAUAUAGGGCCACCACUAUCCUCUUUUGUUGUGACUACAUUUACUUGUUUCAGUGCAAAAUCGAGCUAUUUGAAUAUGUGAAUUUACAAUAAUAGAUAUAUUAUUAUUUUACAAGAAAUAACGAUAAAAUGAUUUGGAGAGUUUCAGGAGUCAUAUCUAAAACUCGCUAUAGUACAAAAUAGAAUAAACUAGAACAAAAUAAAAGUUUGUGUACCUUAUUUUAUCGAUUUAAACAUCAUACCAUAUCAAUUUAUAAUUUUUUAUAUUUUAUAGAUGUUGCUUUUUAACAUAUUGAUAUUGUUAUGUAUAGCUGGAGUCAUGUCCCUUUAAACUGUUGCUACCGAGUAUGUCCAUACCGACAUUGUAUACAUGUAUAAUUCCAAUAACUAUUAAUUCACGACACUUCAUUUGUUUAGCGGAGAAGUUCAUACAUCGAUGAAGCCCUUAUUUUUCGUUUUUUUUUUUUUUUUGUAUUCGUGCGCGUAUUUGUUGCGUCAUUACCUAAACCGAUAGCAGUACUAUUCAAAAAGCGGCGAUAACGUGUAACACACAUUUUCAUAGUUAGAUAAUUUCCUAUCAUGGUCAUCGGUUCAAUUCAAAUUAGAUAACAAACUGUCUUUAAAUUUUUGAUACGAGAGCAAAAUCUUUAAAUUGUGAAAAAUCGGUGGGAGUUCAUCUUAUAGAUUAAUAACUUGUUGUUUUAUGCUCAUGUACAAACUCUCUUUGAAGCACACAUUUAAAAUGCUUGUGCGCGAUUUGGGCGGGUUUACAGAUACAUGACACCAGAAAAAAGAGUUUAAUCCUGUAACACAUUUCUGUUUGUAUUUUGUCUUACUUAGUUGUCAAAUGUGCAACGAUUCUUUGUAAAAUUAUUAUCAAUUUAUUACCUAUAUGUGAACCUAUUGUAUACCCUGAGGGAUUCUUUGAUGAUGAAAUAAAGUAACGAAAUAAUU